AUGGGAAACAAACAUUUCAAUUCGAGAGGAAUCUCACGUGGUUCUCGAGACGUGUUACAGGAAGAGGAAGCAUCGGAGCCAAACCAACAAACCUCUUCAUUGAACACUAACAACAACAACAUCCCGACGGAAACUGUAAAUCGUCAAAACAAUCACAACAACAACUCUCAUCUCUCAAGCGGCAAUUCUACAAUUGUCACAUCACUGAACAAUUUUGAAAAUUAUGAAAUCUAUAUUCAAAAUAUUAUUUCACAACUGGAAUCGGAUGAUGCCUUGAUGAAAUAUGGCAUAUCAAAAGAAGAUGCAUGUAUAGCAAUCGAACAAACAAGAGGAAUGAUGGAGUUGCAUGGUAAAAAGUGGCUUCCAUUCAUUGACCAUCAAUUACUUCAGGUCGAUAUUACCGAUCUUCAACGACAAGAUUUGAUUGAAAACAUUUCAAAAUUCAAUUUGGAGAAAAUUCUCAUCAGUGUCUUGAUGGAAAUUCGAGCAAUGGUCAAAAUGUCAGAAAUUCGAGAACGAAAUAAUUUACUCAACAUUUCAACUCCUGAAGUUUGUUUUCUAGUGUUUUAUACAUUUAAAUUUGCUCUCGAAAGAAGUGUAGAUGAAGUGUUUUUAGAAUUGAUUUCAAAAAUUCGAGAAUUGGGUGUGGAUGGUGUGAAAUUUAAUGAAUUUCUCGUUCAUGGCACGUUGGACUUUUCCGAACAUCCAAACAACCUUCAUCCUUCCAUCCAAAAUCAUCCUACCAAUGAUGAAGACACACACUCAUUAUGGACCUACUCUCAAAUGCCAUCUAAUCAUGAUGACAUGCAUGACACGACGAAUUCUCAUUCGAUUCACAAAAAUAAUGAAGAAUCAACAACUAUUCUCAUGAACCUAGAUGCUAUUGAAAACAACAACAACACUUCCAUGGAAUAUGGAGCAAUAAUGAAUGAUCAUUCCCAUUUGGAACCAACUUCAUAUCUGGAUGAGCAUUUACUGAAUGCAUUGAGGGAACUCAUCAUGCCCCGAACUCCACAACGAGUUUCUGGAGAAUUUUCAUACAUGAUGACGGAGGAAGAAUUACAACAACAAUUGGUCCUCAUGAUGGCACCUCAGGAUUAUACAGCAGCAGCAUCAAAGCAACCCGCUGAAUUAAUCCAACAUGAGGAGAAUUCCUACUCGACUCGACCAACCACAACUACUACAACCACAACUACCACAUCAACAAUCACCAACCAUGUUGCAACUCAAGUGGAUGCACACAACCAUUCAUCAACAACAAGGACCGAGACCAUGAAAAGCACCACCGAAGAAGAAGAGCCUCAAAAUCUCGCCACGACUACUUUGAGUACGACUAUUGUCGUAUCGAAUUCCACCUUAUUAUUGAACCAUCCAAAGGAAUCACUCUCGACUCUUCCGUCGGAUCCCAUCUUGGAGGUGGUUGAGAAAAUUCUCGGUCCACAACAACAGCAACAACAACAAGAACCACACGAACAUGAUGAUGAUCUCUACAAGGAAUAUCUCCGAAAAGCAUAUAGUUUGUUUGGAUGGAUGGAGAAAUUAAGCCAUGAUGAAAUGGAGACCAUUCUUCCCAUCAUUCAUUCGUAUGUGUCCAUGCCAACCAAACUCUCCAUUUCCAACUCUCAAAUUGAAUCUUCUUCUUCGUCCCCAAUGGCCCAAUUAUUAUUGGAAUCGAGAAAAGAUUUUCUCCAAUUACGAAACAAGGUUCUCAAACGAUGGCAAUCGAAUAUGAACUAUUUCAAAUUGAGAGGAAAAGAAAAGGAAGCUCGCCGAUGUAAGAAAUUAAUGGAAAACAAUAAUUUCAUUAACUUUGAAACGUGCAAUCAUUACUUUCCACAUCGCUUCAAAUUUCAUCGAUUGUUCACAAGCAUGACACGAAAAGCUCAACACAACAACCAUGUAUUGAAGAUGAAAAUUCUGGUCACAAAAAUCUCCGAAAACGAUACUACAGAUGCUACAUUUCGAAGAAUUUCAUCAAUUUUCUAUAGCAGCAAGUUUGGACAUUAUCACUUAUCACUCGUCAUUGGAAGCACGAAAAUUGAAUGGUGUGACGGAAGUCUAGUGGUUGCAACGCACAUGAAUAAUCUCCUUUCAGACAAGAUUGUAUUUCAAUAUACGUGUUACAAAACAAGUGAUGCCAAAGAAAUCAACAGAAUUAUUGAUAUUGUGGCUGACUUGUCCACCAAAUGGAAUAGAGAAAAAACCUAUUCCAUGUUCUUUUGCUCGUGUCAACAUUUUAUAGUGGAGCUGCUUAAGGCAUGUGGAAUUAAUUAUCAACAAGAGAAUAGCAUACAAGAACAAUUGAAACGAUUACGACUCUAUGAUCGAAGAAUUAUCUUUAGAAGGAGUUUCGAUGCCAUUCCAAAAACAGAUGUUGACAAAUAUUUUCAUGAUUAUUUGACACAACUUUUUCAGAGUUCAAAAACAGAUCUUUCCUAUGAUAGUGUACCUUUGGGAUCAAAAGACAGCAUUGGAGAGUCUCUACAGAGAAUUGUGAACUUUUUCACAUCAACAACCAAAACAACGAUUGAACUGUUCAAUCGAUUAGAACUCGAUUGUUUGUAUUAUAUGCUAACAUGCAGUGGAAAGAAGUCAAAUUCUGAUCACAAAUUAUUAGAGGCUUUUGAUAGGACCUUUCUCAUUGCCAACAAGACAGAAUAUAUUUAUAUAUCAUCCAUGUUUAAAAAACAUUUUGAAAGACACAUGAAAGAAAGUCAACAAUCCAUCGAUGAAAAAUGUGUAAAACAAAUUUUGAAACAUUCAAGAAUUGAACAGAAAUAUUUUGAGCUGAUUUAUGAGUUUAUGAAAGAGUCCAAGUAUGAAAAGGAGAGUCGAGAAGAGUUUGCAUUCAUUUGUCAGCAAAUGAAACGAUUUUGGCUUGUGUCAAAAAUCUCAAGUUCUGCUUUCCAAAUGUCUUAUCAAGAGACACAGACUUCAGUUGAAAAUUUGCAAUGGAAUUGUCCAGAGUUGAGUGAUCUAUCUAACCUAAAAGAGUGUAAGGAAAUUCAAAAAAAAAAUUUUACAACGAUGUGGGACAGACCAAGAGAAUCCGGAGUUCAUCCAGACCCCAAGAUUGAAGCUUUUGCUAAUUAUCGUGAUAACUUGCACAGAAAUUUCAAGUUUACACCAAAGAAUACAUUUUAUUGCAUCUUUUUCGUGGGCGUUCUUCCAUACUGGUUCUUGACUAAACUCAAACAAGAUGCUAUGAAUAGACAAGCAAAGAACGGAAGCAAUUUCCCAAUAAUGAACACGACUUUUAAUGGAGAAAAAGAUGGAACUAAAAUCCGUGAAGCCUACAAGAAGCUCCACUAA
Molecule: messenger RNA, 3312 nt
Organism: Naegleria lovaniensis
Lineage: Eukaryota; Heterolobosea; Eutetramitea; Acrasida; Naegleriidae
Exons: 4
Coding region: 1-3312 (1103 amino acids)
Cellular component (GO): mitochondrion
Source: RefSeq, a predicted model, not a curated record